AUGAACCUGAUCUCAACAAUUUUUGUUAUUACCAUUACCCUCUCUGCAAUUCUAGCCACCCUUUCUUUCUGAUUACCUCAAAUAAGCCCUGACACAGAAAAAUUAUCCCCAUACGAAUGCGGGUUCGACCCCUUAGGAACCGCCCGCCUCCCCUUCUCACUACGCUUCUUUCUAGUGGCCAUUCUAUUCCUUUUAUUUGAUUUAGAAAUUGCCCUCCUCCUCCCCCUACCUUGGGCAGACCAGCUCUCUUCCCCCACCCUAACAUUUCUUUGAGCCACCACUAUCUUAACCCUACUCACCCUUGGCUUAAUUUAUGAAUGAAUUCAAGGGGGUCUAGAGUGGGCUGAAU
This is a messenger RNA of Esox lucius (northern pike), 349 nucleotides long. The record is from the annotation of a RefSeq genome assembly. NCBI's taxonomy places the organism in Eukaryota, Metazoa, Chordata, Actinopteri, Esociformes, Esocidae.